Molecule: messenger RNA, 1224 nt
Organism: Papaver somniferum (opium poppy)
Lineage: Eukaryota; Viridiplantae; Streptophyta; Magnoliopsida; Ranunculales; Papaveraceae
Product: cytochrome b561 and DOMON domain-containing protein At5g47530-like
Exons: 3
Coding region: 1-1224 (407 amino acids)
Source: RefSeq, a predicted model, not a curated record
AUGGUUAAUUCACUUAGACCUGUUCUGUUUCUAACUCUUUUAGUUUCAUUAUUCAUCUCAAUUUCCGCUCAAACUUGUACAACAUAUGUGUUUCCAAGAGAUAAUAAUCAAGUCAAUACUGAUUUCACUUCUUGUAAUGAUUUACCAUUCUUGAAUUCAAUUAUUCACUGGAAAUAUGAUUCAUCAACUGGGAGAUUAAACCUCGCGUAUCGACAUACAGAUAUCGAUUCAGAUAGAUGGAUAGCUUGGGCUAUUAAUCCAACUGGAAUAGGAAUGGUAGGAUGUCAAGCCCUUGUUGCAUAUCAAAAAGAUGGGCAAAUGCUUGCUUAUACAUCUCCGAUCCCGUCCUAUCGAACAUCUCUAGCCCAAGGAGACUUAUCUUUUAAAGUUUCUGCUUUGAGUUCAAGCUUUCGGAAUAGGGAGAUGACAAUAUUUGCAACUAUACAACUGCCGAUUAAUACUAGUGUUAUUAAUCAUGUUUGGCAAGAAGGUCCGGUUGUUAAUGGUAAACCUGGUAUGCAUGCCAUGACUGCGGCUAAUAGACAAUCUAUAGGUUCUUUGGAUUUGCUCUCUGGAAAUCAAUCUAAAUCUUCCGGUGGUGGUGUCGCUGUUGAUUCAAGAACGAAACUCAAGAACGUUCAUGGAGUAUUAAAUGUUGUUGCUUGGGGAAUUAUGAUGCCUGUUGGAGCCAUUGCUGCAAGGUAUUUGAAGGUAUUCAAUUCAAUGGGCGCAGCAUGGUUUUACAUACACAUUACUACCCAAACUUCUGCUUACAUUGUGGGAAUUGCUGGAUGGGCAACCGGUCUCGUGCUCGGUAGUAAAUCUCCAGGCAUUCAACUUAAUGCCCACAAAAACAUUGGGAUUACUUUAUUCGUUCUCGCCACACUUCAGGUUUUUGCUUUGGGUUUGAGGCCGAAGCCUGAUCACAAAUAUCGAUUCUACUGGAAUAUCUAUCACCGUUUGACUGGAUACGUAGUUAUAGUACUCAGCGUCGUUAACAUAUUCAAAGGUUUUGAUAUUUUGGAGCCUGAGAAGAAAUGGAAGAAUCUAUACAUAGGCGCGCUUAUAGGUUUGGCUGUUGUUGCGGUUCUGUUAGAAGCUUUUACAUGGUACGUAGUUUUGAAGAGGAAGAAAGCUGCAGGGAAAUCUAAUCAUGAAUCAAAUGGUCACACUGGUGCUAUUAAUGGAAACACAUUCGGUGGUUCAACUGAAUCGGUUGUGUAA